AGUCAGCCGCAGUGAAGUGAAUGAUUUUGGUGAUUUUCUUUUGCUGAUCUUGAUCGUGGCAAGAGUUUUUUUGCUUUGAUCAGCAUAAAUUUUGCUGACGAAUCGACUGCUUAUCGUAGUGCUGGGGUAAAGUGAGUCUCAGUAUCGAGUUUCGGGUGCGGAAAAGUGAGUGUGGUUUUUGGAGGCGUUUCGAUUUUUUCCUAUCACAAUCCUCUUCUAUUAUUCGUUCUUAUCCACACUCUGCGCUUCUAAACACUGAGCAGAGGAUACAAUUCGAAACCACAAAGCACAAAGUUUUGAUAUUGGAAUACUGCUGCUGAUAUAAAGGAGGGAGAUAAGCAACCGGAUACAACCAGCUAAUAAUGGAGUACGAAAGCGUACUGCUCGUGAAGCAGGAAGUGUUUGUUUACAAAAUUCCCCCGAGACAAAGCAACCGGGGCUAUCGGGCAGCCGAUUGGAACCUGAGCGAACCGACCUGGACGGGUCGGCUGCGAAUGGUAUCGAAGGGAAAAACGCUGGCCAUCAAGCUGGAGGACAAAACUAACGGAGCCCUGUUCGCCAACUGUCCGGUCGAAGCGUACCCGGGGGUAGCAAUCGAGUCCGUCUCGGAUAGCUCGCGCUAUUUCGUGCUGCGAAUACAGGAUGAUAACGGUCGAAACGCUUUCAUCGGUUUAGGAUUUGGGGAUCGAUCCGAUUCGUUCGAUUUGAAUGUGGCAUUGCAGGACCACUUCAAAUGGGUCAAAAAUGAAGAGCAAAUCGAAAAGGAAAAGGUUGAACCCAAACAGCAGCUGGAUCUAGGAUUCAAGGAAGGAGAAACCAUCAAAAUUAAUAUGAAAAUAACGAAAAAGGACGGCUCGGAAGCAGGUGCUCGAACAGGAGGCGUUAAGAAAGCUGGUGGCCUAGGACUGCUUCCACCGCCACCGGGUGGUAGCAAAAUUGCCCCGCCACCUGCGGCUGCAUCGCCUUCUCACCAACCUGCGGCCGGUUCCGUAGGUCAAACGGAAUGGGGAGAGUUUACUUCGGCUGGAGCAAAACCGACAGCCGCGACAACACCAAGCAAAACUAACGCAAACUGGGUUCAGUUUUAAAAGUGAGGCAGGUAAUAUCGACCUAAAGUUUCAGCAUAGAAAUAGAAUCGAAACAUAGAGCUAUUGCUUGCCGGCGUUUUCGAACGUAUAGAGCAAGCAAGUAAUAACUCGACGACUACCACCACCACCACGACCAGCGAACAUUCGUCAGUCUUAUCAACUGUUGUUCCAACUCGAACAUUCGUUAACUUUAGCUCGAAUUCAUGAUAGAUGAAUGCCGGUGUGUGGUUGUUACGUUCACUAUUAUACUAGAGCAAACAGUGAAUUUAAUUGUUAAUCGUAAUACAAAACAGGAGAAAAUGCAUAAUAGUGUAAUACAUACAAUCUGAGUGUGAAUAUUAUAUUCAUAUACAACACACAACAAACAUACUUAACAAACAAAUACCACGGUAAAUGCAUUUUGCUUCGUUUCAAGCCGUUCUAACAUUUCAAUUUGUCCAGAAAUUGUUUUCAACUGUCACAAAAGUUAGUUUUUUUUUUGACAUAGUCAACACUAAGUAAGCGUUGCUUUUGUAAAAUAUCAUUCAACCGAUUUUUCAGCUGUUCUUUUCAACGUUUAGUUUAUAAAGAAUAGAAAAGGUUUCUUGGCUAAACAGAAUAGCUAUUUUAAUUUUGAUUCUGUAAAUCUGUAAUUUCAAAACUCACCAGCAACAAACAAAAAAAAGAUAAAAUGUAGACAGAAAACACAACAAUAUCUAUAUCCCAUGAGUAGUAGUUGUAAUGAAAUUUAUGAAAACAGAAAAAAAACAAACUUAGUGGUAGUGUGAUCGCUUUUGAGGAUUCGGACGAAAAGCAAACUAUAAUGUUAAAACUGCCCGAAAGCGGCGGAAAUAGUAGAAAGGCAGAGACAGACAAGCGCAAGAAGGCAACACGUAUAAUAAUCAAAUUUCAGAAGAAAAAAAAACAAGGAAAAAACCCUAUUUAUAAUCUUAAGACGCCCCGCCCCGCUGCUCAAAUAUGCACACAAGGGGGAGUGUGACUCUCGUUUCGUGGAAUUUGAUUUUGAUUUAAACCUAUUAUACCUAUUAUUAUAUAGCCUAUUGUGAGUUUUGUUCCGAGUUAAAGAUUUUGUUGCUGCGAAUUUCUUAUGAUUUGCACCUGCUGCUGCCGCUGCCGCUGCUGCUUGCUUGCGGUUGGUAAAUGCAAUAGAUUUCCGCAAUACCUAUAAUACUAAAUGCUGUAUGAUAAAAAAGUAAAGAGCUAUAAUUCCACUGUUUACGCUGAUGAUGAAAAAUCUUACUUUAUAAUCUAUUUUUCUUCUUCGUAUAUAUUUAGCUUAAUAUGUGACGAAUAUUAAGUGAGAGCAAAUAUUAUUGCAAAAGAAGGUAAUUUUAAGUUGCAAGAACUAUUAGGAUAUCAAUAAAUU
Sabethes cyaneus is the source of this 2454-nucleotide messenger RNA. Its product is annotated as NECAP-like protein CG9132. Gene Ontology annotation, cellular component: membrane; clathrin vesicle coat. The coding region runs from base 363 to 1088 and encodes 241 amino acids. Lineage: Eukaryota; Metazoa; Arthropoda; Insecta; Diptera; Culicidae. The transcript has 4 exons. Gene Ontology annotation, biological process: endocytosis. The record is from RefSeq and is a predicted model, not a curated record.